GGAGCUGACAGGGACUAUGUGAAGUAGUUCUUGACACUGUGUCCCCAGACAGCAGAGGGAUGUAUGGGCUGGGCGGGAUGUGGGACCGAGGCCUGGCACGAGCCCUGUCACUGGGGCCCGGGACACUCCGCCUGCACAGGAGCCUGGGCCACAGGUAAACUGGGAACAUGGGCAGAGUGCCAGCACUAAACAUGGCCGCAGGAGGGGCACCAGCACAUCAUGGACAGUGAGAGGAGGAGGAGGAGCAAUCCUGGGAAUCACUCACAUACUGCUAAACAAUGUGACAGUCAUACAUACUGUGUGAGGAGCUCUGUGAUACACUGUGUGAGGAGCUCUGUGAUACCCUGCUGGUCACUGUGUGAGGAGCUCUGUGAUACCCUGCUGGUCACUGUGUGAGGAGCUUUGUGAUACACUGCUGGUCACUGUGUGGGGAGCUCUGUGAUACACUGCUGGUCACUGUGUGGGGAGCUCUGUGAUACACUGCUGGUUACUGUGUGGGGAGCUCUGUGAUACACUGCUGGUUACUGUGUGUGGAGCUCUGUGAUACACUGCUGGUUACUGUGUGUGGAGCUCUGUGAUACACUGCUGGUUACUGUGUGUGGAGCUCUGUGAUACACUGCUGGUUACUGUGUGUGGAGCUCUGUGAUACACUGCUGGGUACUGUGUGUGGAGCUCUGUGAUACACUGUGUGAGGAGCUCUGUGAUACACUGCUGGUUACUGUGUGGGGAGCUCUGUGAUACACUGCUGGUUACUGUGUGUGGAGCUCUGUGAUACACUGCUGGUUACUGUGUGAGGAGCUCUGUGAUACACUGCUGGGUACUGUGUGUGGAGCCCUGUGACACUGCUGGUUACUGUGUGUGGAGCUCUGUGACACACUGCUGGUUACUGUGUGUGGAGCUCUGUGAUACACUGCUGGUUACUGUGUGAGGAGCUCUGUGAUACACUGCUGGGUACUGUUUGUGGAGCUCUGUGACACACUGCUGAUCACUGUGUGUGGAGCUCUGUGAUACACUGCUGGGUACUGUGUGUGGAGCUCUGUGAUACACUGCUGGUCACUGUGUGAGGAGCUCUGUGAUACACUGCUGGGUACUGUGUGUGGAGCUCUGUGAUACACUGCUGGUUACUGUGUGUGGAGCUCUGUGAUACACUGCUGGUUACUGUGUGUGGAGCUCUGUGAUACACUGCUGGUUACUGUGUGAGGAGCUCUGUGAUACACUGCUGGUUACUGUGUGAGGAGCUCUGUGAUACACUGCUGGGUACUGUGUGAGGAGCUCUGUGAUACACUGCUGGUCACUGUGUGAGGAGCUCUGUGAUACCCUACUGGGUACUGUGUGUGGAGCUCUGUGAUACACUGCUGGUCACUGUGUGGAGCUCUGUGAUACACUGUGUGAGGAGCUCUGUGAAACACUGCUGGUCACUGUGUGAGGAGCUCUGUGAUACACUGCUGGUUACUGUGUGUGGAGCUCUGUGAUACACUGCUGGUUACUGUGUGGGGAGCUCUGUGAUACACUGCUGGUUACUGUGUGGGGAGCUCUGUGAUACACUGCUGGUUACUGUGUGGGGAGCUCUGUGAUACACUGCUGGGUACUGUGUGUGGAGCUCUGUGACACACUGCUGGGUACUGUGUGUGGAGCUCUGUGACACACUGCUGGGUACUGUGUGUGGAGCUCUGUGACACACUGCUGGUUACUGUGUGUGGAGCUCUGUGACACACUGCUGGUUACUGUGUGUGGAGCUCUGUGACACACUGCUGGUUACUGUGUGUGGAGCUCUGUGAUACACUGCUGGUUACUGUUUGUGGAGCUCUGUGACACACUGCUGAUCACUGUGUGUGGAGCUCUGUGAUACACUGCUGGGUACUGUGUGUGGAGCUCUGUGAUACACUGCUGGUUACUGUGUGUGGAGCUCUGUGAUACACUGCUGGUUACUGUGUGUGGAGCUCUGUGAUACACUGCUGGUUACUGUGUGUGGAGCUCUGUGAUACACUGCUUGGUACUGUGUGUGGAGCUCUGUGAUACACUGCUGGUUACUGUGUGAGGAGCUCUGUGAUACACUGCUGGGUACUGUGUGUGGAGCUCUGUGACACUGCUGGUCACUGUGGAGCUCUGUGAUACACUGCUGGGUACUGUGUGAGGAGCUCUGUGCUACAUUGCUGGUCACUGUAUGGAGUUCUGUGCUACACUGCUGGUCACUGUGUGACGAGCUCUGUGAUACCCUGCUGGUCACUGUGUGACGAGCUCUGUGAUACACUGCUGGUUACUGCGUGAGGAGCUCUGUGAUACAGUGCUGGGUACUGCGUGUGGAGCUCUGUGAUACACUGCUGGUCACUGCGUGUGGAGCUCUGUGAUACACUGCUGGUCACUGCGUGUGGAGCUCUGUGAUACACUGCUGGUUACUGCGUGAGGAGCUCUGUGAUACACUGCUGGUUACUGCGUGUGGAGCUCUGUGAUACACUGCUGGUUACUGUGUGAGGAGCUCUGUGAUACACUGAUGGGUACUGUGUUUGGAGCUCUGUGAUACACUGCUGGGUACUGUGUGUGGAGCUCUGUGAUACACUGCUGGUCACUGUGUGUGGAGCUCUGUGAUACACUGCUGGUUACUGUGUUUGGAGCUCUGUGAUACACUGCUGGGUACUGUGUUUGGAGCUCUGUGAUACACUGCUGGUUACUGUGUGUGGAGCUCUGUGAUACACUGCUGAUCACUGUGUGUGGAGCUCUGUGAUACCCUGCUGGGUACUGUGUGUGGAGCUCUGUGAUACACUGCUGGUUACUGUGUGUGGAGCUCUGUGAUUCACUGCGUGAGGAGCUCUGUGAUACACUGCUGGUCACUGCGUGUGGAGCUCUGUGAUACACUGCUGGUCACUGCGUGUGGAGCUCUGUGAUACACUGCUGGUCACUGCGUGAGGAGCUCUGUGAUACACUGCUGGUUACUGUGUGAGGAGCUCUGUGAUACACUGGUUACUGUGUGUGGAGCUCUGUGAUACACUCCUGGUUACUGUGUGUGGAGCUCUGUGAUACACUGCUGGUCACUGUGUGUGGAGCUCUGUGAUACACUGCUGGUCACUGUGUGUGGAGCUCUGUGAGACACUGCUGGUCACUGUGUGUGGAGCUCUGUGAGACACUGCUGGUCACUGUGUGUGGAGCUCCAUGCAUCCACUACCCUGUGUGUCGAGGGUAGUGGAUGCAUGGAAUAGCCUCCCAGCUGAAGUGGUAGAGGUUAACACAGUAAAGGAGUUUAAGCAUGCGUGGGAUAGGCAUAAGGCUAUCCUAACUAUAAGAUAAGGCUAGGGACUAAUGAAAGUAUUUAGAAAAUUGGGCAGACUAGAUGCGCCAAAUGGUUCUUAUCUGCCGUCACAUUCUAUGUGUCUGUGAUGUACUGUGUGUGGAGCUCUGUGAUACACUGCUGGGUAUUGUGUGUGGAGCUCUGUGAUACACUGCUGGGUAUUGUGUGUGGAGCUCUGUGAUACACUGGUUACUGUGUGAGGAGCUCUGUGAUACACUGUGUGAGGAGCUCUGUGAUACUGUGUGAGGAGCUCUGUGACACACUGCUGGUUACUGUGUGAGGAGCUCUGUGAUACACUGCUGGUUACUGUGUGUGGAGCUCUGUGAUACACUGCUGGUCACUGUGUGUGGAGCUCUGUGAUACACUGCUGGUUACUGUGUGUGGAGCUCUGUGAUACACUGGUUACUGUGUGAGGAGCUCUGUGACACACUGCUGGGUACUGUGUGGAGCUCUGUGACACACUGCUGGGUACUGUGUGUGGAGCUCUGUGACACACUGCUGGGUACUGUGUGUGGAGCUCUGUGACACACUGCUGGGUACUGUGUGUGGAGCUCUGUGACACACUGCUGGGUACUGUGUGAGGAGCUCUGUGAUACACUGCUGGGUACUGUGUGUGGAGCUCUGAGACACACUGCUGGUCACUGUGGAGCUCUGUGAUACACUGGGUACUGUGUGUGGAGCUCUGUGCUACACUGCUGGUCACUGUAUGGAGUUCUGUGCUACACUGCUGGUCACUGUGUGACGAGCUCUGUGAUACACUGCUGGUCACUGUGUGUGGAGCUCUGUGAUACACUGCUGGUCACUGUGUGUGGAGCUCUGUGAUACACUGUGUGAGGAGCUCUGUGAAACACUGCUGGUCACUGUGUGUGGAGCUCUGUGAUACACUGUGUGUGGAGCUCUGUGAUACACUGCUGGGUACUGUGUGUGGAGCUCUGUGAUACACUGCUGGUCACUGCGUGUGGAGCUCUGUGAUACACUGCUGGUCACUGCGUAUGGAGCUCUGUGAUACACCGCUGGUCACUGCGUGAGGAGCUCUGUGAUACACUGCUGGUUACUGCGUGUGGAGCUCUGUGAUACACUGCUGGUCACUGCGUGUGGAGCUCUGUGAUACACUGCUGGUCACUGCGUGUGGAGCUCUGUGAUACACUGCUGGGUACUGCGUGAGGAGCUCUGUGAUACACUGGUUACUGUGUGUGGAGCUCUGUGAUACACUGCUGGUUACUGCGUGAGGAGCUCUGUGAUACACUGCUGGUUACUGCGUGAGGAGCUCUGUGAUACACUGCUGGUCACUGCGUGAGGAGCUCUGUGAUACACUGCUGGUCACUGUGUGUGGAGCUCUGUGAUACACUGUGUGUGGAGCUCUGUGAUACACUGGGUACUGUGUGUGGAGCUCUGUGAUACACUGCUGGUCACUGCGUGUGGAGCUCUGUGAUACACUGCUGGUCACUGCGUAUGGAGCUCUGUGAUACACCGCUGGUCACUGCGUGAGGAGCUCUGUGAUACACUGCUGGUUACUGCGUGUGGAGCUCUGUGAUACACUGCUGGUCACUGCGUGUGGAGCUCUGUGAUACACUGCUGGUCACUGCAUGAGGAGCUCUGUGAUACACUGGUUACUGUGUGUGGAGCUCUGUGAUACACUGCUGGUUACUGUGUGUGGAGCUCUGUGAUACACUGCUGGUUACUGUGUGAGGAGCUCUGUGAUACACUGCUGGUUACUGUGUGUGGAGCUCUGUGAUACACUGCUGGUUACUGUGUGAGGAGCUCUGUGAUACACUGCUGGGUACUGUGUGAGGAGCUCUGUGAUACACUGCUGGGUACUGUGUGAGGAGCUCUGUGAUACACUGCUGGUCACUGUGUGAGGAGCUCUGUGAUACCCUACUGGGUACUGUGUGUGGAGCUCUGUGAUACACUGCUGGGUACUGUGUGUGGAGCUCUGUGAUACACUGCUGGUUACUGUGUGUGGAGCUCUGUGAUACACUGCUGGUUACUGUGUGUGGAGCUCUGUGAUACACUGCUGGGUACUGUGUGGAGCUCUGUGAUACACUGCUGGGUACUGUGUGUGGAGCUCUGAGACACACUGCUGGUCACUGUGGAGCUCUGUGAUACACUGGGUACUGUGUGUGGAGCUCUGUGAUACACUGCUGGGUACUGUGUGAGGAGCUCUGUGCUACACUGCUGGUCACUGUAUGGAGUUCUGUGCUACACUGCUGGUCACUGUGUGACGAGCUCUGUGAUACCCUGCUGGUUACUGUGUGAGGAGCUCUGUGAUACACUGGUUACUGUGUGUGGAGCUCUGUGAUACACUGCUGGUCACUGCGUGUGGAGCUCUGUGAUACACUGCUGGUCACUGCGUGUGGAGCUCUGUGAUACACUGCUGGGUACUGCGUGAGGAGCUCUGUGAUACACUGCUGGUUACUGUGUGUGGAGCUCUGUGAUACACUGCUGGUCACUGCGUGUGGAGCUCUGUGAUACACUGCUGGGUACUGCGUGAGGAGCUCUGAUACACUGGUUACUGUGUGUGGAGCUCUGUGAUACACUGCUGGUUACUGUGUGUGGAGCUCUGUGAUACACUGCUGGUUACUGUGUGUGGAGCUCUGUGAUACACUGCUGGUUACUGUGUGAGGAGCUCUGUGAUACACUGGGUACUGUGUGGAGCUCUGUGAUACACUGCUGGGUACUGUGUGUGGAGCUCUGUGAUACACUGCUGAUCACUGUGUGUGGAGCUCUGUGAUACACUGCUUGUUACUGUGUGUGGAGCUCUGUGAUACCCUGCUGGUUACUGUGUGUGGAGCUCUGUGAUACACUGCUGGUCACUGCGUGAGUAGCUCUGUGAUACACUGCUGGUCACUGUGUGUGGAGCUCUGUGAUACCCUUCUGGUUACUGUGUGUGGAGCUCUGUGAUACACUGGUUACUGUGUGUGGAGCUCUGUGAUACCCUUCUGGUUACUGUGUGUGGAGCUCUGUGAUACACUGCUGGUCACUGUGUGUGGAGCUCUGUGAUACACUCCUGGUUACUAUGUGUGGAGCUCUGUGAUACACUGCUGGUCACUGUGUGUGGAGUUCUGUGAUACACUGCUGGGUACUGUGUGUGGAGCUCCAUGCAUCCACUACCCUGUGUUUCGAGGGUAGUGGAUGCAUGGAAUAGCCUCCCAGCUGAAGUGGUAGAGGUUAACACAGUAAACGAGUUUAAGCAUGCGUGGGAUAGGCAUAAAGCUAUCCUAACUAUAAGAUAAGGCUAGGGACUAAUGAAAGUAUUUAGAAAAUUGGGCAGACUAGAUGGGCGAAUGGUUCUUAUCUGCCGUCACAUUCUAUGUUUCUGUGAUGUACUGUGUUUGGAGCUCUGUGAUACACUGCUGGUCACUGUGUGAGGAGCUCUGUGAUACACUGCUGGUCACUGUGUGAGGAGCUCUGUGAUACACUGCUGGUCACUGUGUGAGGAGCUCUGUGAUACACUGCUGGGUACUGUGUGUGGAGCUCUGUGAUACACUGCUGGUCACUGUGUGAGGAGCUCUGUGAUACACUGCUGGUCACUGUGUGAGGAGCUCUGUGAUACACACUGCUGGAUACAGUGUGAGGAGCUCUGUGAUGCACUCUCUCACACACUGCUGGGUACUGUGUGUGGAGCUCUGUGAUACACACACACUUGUCAUUGCUGUAAGUUUUUUAUUACUCAUGCAUAUUGCACAUUAUAGUCGAGCUCUUUUGCAUUUUAUGGCUCUGGAGCUCUGUGAAACACAUUACUGUGAGGUUUAGGGCUGAGGAGCAAAUGGGGGCAAACUCCAGAAUGAAAUGUCCCUUGCAGUGUGUGGCUAGUGGUGUUAAAGGUGUUCCUUCAACACCACUAGCUAACGCGCACACAGCUUGCUGAAGUCGUUUGUGUGCUUGGAGUCUGUCACAUUAGUCUAAUUUCAACAGAAAUUGUCACUUUUAAAAUUGGGAGCAGAAACACCUCUCUGGCUGUCAAGUAGACAGCCAAUGAGGUUUUCUUCAACUUCCAUUUGCUCCACAGAGCGAUUGUGUGCCUGCCAUCCCCCUCAUUGAGAAGCUUAGGAAAACCGCAAUUGCAUGCGCUUACUCACUUGCUGUUACAGCACACAGGCUUCCGAUGAGAAUCUGCUCAUAGUAUAUUCCCCAGCACAGGCUAAAAUUGUCUAUGCUUGGUAACAAGGGGAAGGCUGGCAUAGAAUGCAGAUGGGAGAUCUACAGUUUUUAGAUAUUCCUCAAAAGAAAAUAAUGCAGAAAGUAAUGCAUACAUGUUUUCAUUGGGAGUGUAUUUACUAAAUAGUUUGUUUUUGUUUUCGCAGUGGAGUGUUCAAAGUACACAAUUUUGCAUGCUUUCAAAACUCUCCUUAGAACUGACCUUUGGUCUUGUGAGUAGAAUCAUUAUGGGAUUAUAACUCAUGCCAACCACUUUACAGAGUCACUCAAGCAGAAUAAUUUCCAUAUAAUCAUUUAUAUGGAUAACGCAUUCAACAACAAAAAAUACUACCCUCUGAAUGCCGCUCUUUUGCUGUAUUGUUGCCAUGGAGGUGAAAUUAAUUUAAACCAGGAUAGGCUGAUAUCAUUCAGCCGAUCCCUGGUCUCUCAUAGCUUUUAUUGUGAGAAUUAGUGUGUGAGCCUGUUUCAGGGGGGUAUAGUUAAAUUCUACAGAUUCUCUAACUUUGCUGUUUACAGCAUUAAACAAUGCAGAGUGGGCAUACGUGGCACUGCUUUCCAUGCAAGGCAUCUUGAUAUAUCACUUCACAGAUCAAGAAAAGAGCUAAUAAAGGAUUUGCAUGUCUGAUUGCAGGGCUGUAUUUGCUACUGCUCUACACAAGGGGUAACUCUAAAGGGACACUCCACUGCCCAAAUAAAAUAAAAACCGUCUGCAAAAGUAACAGAUCUCUUGUCUGCAGCCUCUGCAAUCCCUUCCCCUUUUUUCCAGCCCUGAAUUUCUCUAUAUACAACAGACAAGGUGGAGUAUCUUACAUACAAUGGAUAAUAACAAUGUCCCAAUAUGAUACUCAAAUGUAGAGCCUAAAGUUUAGGCUCAAACUUCAAGCGUUGUGGGAUCUUGUAGGGUCCCACUCCCUCUUCUGUGUAUAGUAGGGUAGAUUCCCUCUUCAAUACGUAGUAAGGUAGAUGCCCCUCUCAGAAACAGUUGCUCCAAUGGUUUUCCAAAAUGAGCUUUAUUGUAUCCAAUCAAUAAUAUAAGACAAUAUAUAAAAUAAUGGAAAAAUGGAGAAAAGUACUAGCGCUAAUAUAAUAAACGUAUAAUAAGGAACAAAAUAUAUAUACCUGCUGCUAAACACUAGACAGAGAUGCCUUUCCCAUAAGACACAAAAUAUACAAUAGAUAAAAGGAGGAGAUAGUGUAGCGCUUAUAUGUAACAAAUUAAAUAGUAGUUACCUUUAGAAAUAGUAAUCUACAUCCAGAUACAAUCUAUAUCGUAUAGUGGACCAGAUGGGAUCAAACUCUGAAAUGGUACAAAGGAGAUACCCACAUAGUGUAAAAUCUUUAAACAAUAUCAAUAAUAAAAAUAAUCUUUUGAAACACUCACAAACAUAGAGCUAAAAACCUAGCUCGGGUAUAUUCAGCUUCGGGUCCGUUACGGUGACCCACCCCUGUAGAGAGAUCUGUAUGUGGUCCUAAAGAAGUUGAAGAAAAACCACAAUAGGGUAGCACAGUUGGGUGUAGAAAUAAGAGAAAUGUAAGUAAGAGAUGUACUUACAAACCUAGAGCCCCUAUGGCUCUGCAGUCUUGCGAUGUGUAGUAAGGGACUACACUCCCUCAAAUAUAAGCUGAUACCGGCCACCAGGAUAAAAAGUUAAAUACUUUAUUGAAUACACUAAAAUCUAAUAAAACAAUAAAAAAGGAACAAUGUCCAUAUAGAAAAUAUAUGGACAUUGUUCCUUUUUUAUUGUUUUAUUCAAUAAAGUAUUUUACUUUUUAUCCUGGUGGCCGGUAUCAGCUUAUAUUUGAGGGAGUGUAGUCCCUUACUACACAUCGCAAGACUGUAGAGCCAUAGGGGCUCUAGGUUUGUAAGUACAUCUCUUACUUACAUUUCUCUUAUUUCUACACCCAACUGUGCUACCCUAUUGUGUUUUUUCUUCAACUUCUUUAGGACCUCAUACAGAUCUCUCUACAGUAGGACCUGGCACCCAGACCACUUCAUUAAGCUGAAGUGGUCUGGGUGCCUAUAGUGGUCCUUUAACCAUGGAAGAAAGGAGAACCCUUAAAUGAAUGCAAAGAGAUAAAAAUCUUGUAAUCAAACCAGCGGAUGAGGGGGGGAUUGGUAUAGUUAUCUUUGAUAGGGAACAGUAUGUUGCGGAAGCGGGGAGAAUUUUGUCAGACACCACAACAUACAAGAAACUCCCCCAGAACCCAUUGGGAGACGCAAAAAUAAUUUUUAAGAAAUAUAUAGAAAAAAGCUGGGUAUAUUGAAUGAAAAAGAGGCGGAAUAUUUAAACAUAACAGAUCCCAAAGUUCCUGUAUUUUACCACCUAACUAAAGUUCAUAAGGAUACAAAGAAUCCUCCGGGGAGGCCAAUCAUAUCAGGCAUAGAUUCCAUCUCUACCCGGGUAUCCGAAUAUAUUGAUACCUUAUUACAACCUAUCGUGUUAACCAAUCCAAGCUACCUGAAGGAUACUAUCCACAUUUUACAAAUUUUGGAGGGCAUCCAAUGGAAAGAAGGAUACCUAUUAGUAACAUGUAAUGUUGCCUCACUUUAUAGCAUUAUUCCGCACUAUAUAGGAAUAGAGGCAGUCCAGCAUUGUUUAACGAAGUCUAAUUUCAAAGAGGAACAGACAGAUUUUAUUUUGAAGGAAUUUUAUUGAUUUUAACCAACAAUUUUUUUUUUAUUUUUUUUUGGUUUGAGAAUGGUUUUUACAUGCAGACUUGUGGUACGGUGAUGGGCACCAAGUUCGCCCUAAGCUAUGACAACCUCUUCAUGGCCUUUUGGGAGGAGAGGUAUGUCAUGCAGGGUCAUGGCUGGGGGGCGAACUUGGUGUCAUAUCGCCGUUUUAUAGAUGACAUCUUUUUUAUUUGGACAGGGGUACGAGAAGAAUUGAACCAUUUUUUGGAAUAUCUUAACUCCAAUAGUUGGGGAAUAAAGCUUACUAGUACCAUCAGUCCUCUUGAAAUCAAUUUUUUAGAUCUACAUAUCAGCAUCCAGAAUUCCACUAUUGUUACUAAGAAUUUUUUUAAACCAGUUGAUGACAAUGGAUAUAUAGAGAAAACCAGUUGUCAUCAUAAACCAUGGCUGGAUAAUGUCCCUAAGGGGCAAUUCCUUAGGAUCCGGCGGAAUUGUAAACAAAACUCAGAUUUUGUUAAUCAAGCCAACUACUUGAAAGAAGAAUUUUUGGAGAAGGGUUACAAUGAAGGGUUAUUGGAAUAGGAUUUAAAGGAAGUAGAAUGCCAGCCACGAGAGGAACUUAUUAAAUAUAGACAAAGGAACAAUACAACGAAAAUGGAUGGAAUACCUUUUAUCUGUAAUUAUCAUGGACAAAGCAAACAAGUACAAAAAAUAAUUCAGAAACACUGGUACCUAUUACGAGAUGAUCCUAUUCUGAAUAAAAUUUUAUUGGUGGAACCUAAAAUUAUUUAUAGAGGGGCAAAAAUAUUUAAAAAUAUUUUAGUUAAUAGUCACCUUAGCCCCCAAAAAUCUAACCAUUUUUACAAGAUUUAAAAGGAUUUUACAGAUGUGGCUCCUGUCUACCAUGCAAGGAAACUAAGAAUAAAAGAUGACAUAUCUAAUCUAGAACAAUUUACUAUUAAAAAAUACGCCAUAACUGACCAUCUCACGUGUCAUACAAAGGGAGUUAUAUAUGUGUUACAAUGCCCAUGUAACUUAUUGUAUGUGGGCAGAACAAUUAGACCAUUAAAGAUCCAGAUUGCAGAGCAUGUAAGAAAUAUUAAAAAAUGUUUUAGAAACCCAUAGUGCUCCUCAACAUUUUAAAAGAGUACACAAUCAGAAUUCGGUAGGCCAAAAAGAGAUUGGAGAGGAGGUAAUUAUAUUUAAAAAAAAAAAAAUGGGUAGAGAGGAGAUGAAAUUUAUAUUUAAUUUUUGCACACUAAUAUCCCACGGAUUAAAUUCAGAUUUUGAAGUAUGCCAUUUUUAAGUAGGAUUCAGAGUAACAUAUUCACAGUUGUAGUGGACCAUUCUCAACCAUCAUUUUAGUAUAGCACAUAUUUUACACCAUAUAAUUUCUAUUAUCACUAUUUAGAAUUUUAUUGUUGUAACUAUAAUGAUUCCAUAUUUUAGUACAUUUAUCAUGUUUUAUGACUCAGCUUCUAAUAGAGAAGUUAAGAUUAUUCUCUUUAUUUAUUUUCCUUUUGUAUUUUUAUGAAGUAUUAAUGAAAUUACCAACUAAGAGUGGUCUGUACCUCUUUUCUGGAUAUUGUUAUGGACUAAAAAGUAGUCUGCAUCUUCUUUCCAUAAAUUGUUAUAAGCUCAAUAGAGAUAUAUAUUUUUUAUUAAAUUUUUUAACUUUCAUGUACUAACAUUUUAUAAUUUUUUUUGGGAGACACGAAGAUAAUAGAGACUUUAUAGUAUUAUUAUAUACUUUUAUGGAUUCUUGUCUCCGUUUCUUUGCAAUUGUAUAAUACAAUUUAGAAGGAAUUCUAGAUUAUUGCGUUCCAAAUAGAGCAGGCUUGUGUUCCAACAUGCAAGUGGACAGAAUACAGCAAGAGCAGGGUGGAACGCAAGCACUGUAAUCCAGCUACACAUCCGACGUGGAGAAGUGGUGCGCGCGCAGCCCGGAGGUUGGACCUACUUCCGGGUAUGUGCGCGCAUACCCGGAACUAUAAUUCAAUAAUCGGGGAAUAUCGGACAGCAUAUAACGGAGGAAAACGAGUGUUCCCUAAUCACAGCAACUGAAGAAGCCCCCAUGAGGGGAGAAAUGCGUUUUGCUAUUCUGGAAAAAGGACCUACGAAUUGUAAGGACUUUUUAACCUAUUUUAUACAUUGUUUUAUAUUAUUGAUUGGAUACAAUAAAGCUCAUUUUGGAAAACCAUUGGAGCAACUCUGUUACUGAGAGGGGCAUCUACCUUACUACGUAUUGAAGAGGGAAUCUACCCUACUAUACACAGAAGAGGGAGUGGGACCCUACAAGAUCCCACAACGCUUGACGUUUGAGCCUAAACUUUAGGCUCUACAUUUGAACAUCAUCUUGGGACAUUGUUAUUAUCCAUUGUAUGUAAGAUACUCCACCUUGUCUGUUGUAUAUUGUGUAUUUGUUGGUGAGGGCUAAGGGAACCCCACCAAGGUGUUGUAGUGUCUUUAUAUUGUGAGAUAACCCCACUGGGAUUCUGUUUUUCAUUUUGCACUUUCUGAAUUUCUGUGGCUGUCCAAACACAGACUUGGCAAUGCAGGAGUCUUGAGUUUAGCUCCACUAAGGUAACCAAACCAGGAAGUAACAAGACAGAUUGGCAAUUUGGGGGCGUAACACGUUUAAUUUAUAAAAGUGCAAAUAUCUAUUGAAAUAAUGCUCUUCACUGGAGUCUCCCUUUAAGUACUUUUGAUAUUGGCAUCUUUCAAAGGCUGGUUUUGUUUGUUUGGGUUUUUAUAUGUAAUUGUUGUCCAGUUUACAUUUUGAUUAAAGAGUUUUUUGUUGUUGUUUUUUUUGUUUUUUUUUUUAAUUUUAGCGCAUAUGAUGUGGUGAUUGUUGGUGCCGGCAUUGUGGGGCUUGCAUCAGGGAGACAACUUGUGCUGCGACAUCCAUCCCUCAAAUUUGCCAUCUUAGAAAAAGAGAAAGUAAUCGGUAAGGCGAAUUCGAUUGCACAAUAAUAUGAAGUCAUAGAACUAUGAACUGUAUUUUGCUACAAUAAUAACACUACUUUUCCCACAGUCACUUUUUUGUGCAACAAUACAACAUUUAUUUGGUAACAUUCAAUGCUGCCCCCCUUGCACUCUGUGGAGUGUACAUUUGUAUAAAGGAACACUAUAAGGUGAAGAACAAAAAUAUGUAUUCCUGACCCUAUAGUGUUAAAAACACUAUCUGGCCCCUUUGCUCCCCCAAAAUAUAUUAAAAUCCUACCUUUAUUCCAGUCUGCUGCUGGCUCUGCCCCUGAUCUACCUUUUUGGCUGAUCUCAUCAGAAUUGGUGACCUCAGCUAAUCACAUCGCUUUCCCAUAGAAAAGCAUUGAAUUGGAUAAGAUUGUCAAGGAGGCAUAUCUUAGGCAGAGCCAGCACAAGCCAAACACAGCCCUGGCCAAUCACCUAGGAAGCAUCUCUAGCAGCCAUCUGAUGAGUAGCCACUGGAGGUAUCCCUGUACUGUAAUGUAAACACUGCAUUUUCUCUGAAAAGACUUCACUGCAAAAAGCCUGAAGGAACUGGUUAAUCUCACCAGAACAACUACAUUAAGCUGUAGUUGUUUUGGUGACCAUAGUGUCCCUUUAUUAUCCAAAUGUAGAGGGGAGUGAUUUAGGCAGCUUGAAAAAUGAAGGUGGAUAUCUUAUGUGCAUAAUGUUUUUAUUUGCCUUCUUUCCCUUACCUCAGCUGCUGCCCUUCCUGAGAUGAUGAUUACUUAUGAUCUUAGUCAAUCCAGCAUGCCUUUGUUGGGAAUCAUUGGGGGACUAAUGUGCAUGCAUUACAGUUGGCACUGGUCCUUCAAAGAUUGCAGGGCCGCAAUAGGAAGCACCUAUAAUGACUCUCUGAAUGACAGCUACUAGAGGUGUUCUUCAGGCCAAAUGUAAAUACUUUUCACAAAAACCGCAGUAUUUAAACUUGAGAGACUGCAGAGACAGUCUCUUUGCACUAAAACCACUACAUUGAGCUGUUGAGGUUCUGGUGCAUAGAGUGUGCCUUUUAAUUAAAAUGGCUUCUUAUAGGUUGGUUAGCCCCACAAAAACAUCUGUAGUAUUUGCCAGAAUUCUGAUUUGCUUGUCAUUGUGUAUUACACAGCUUCCCACCAGAGUGGCCAUAACAGUGGUGUUAUUCACAGUGGCAUAUACUAUACACCUGGGUCCCUGAAGGCCAGACUGUGUGUGCGUGGUGCUGCACUCCUCUAUAAUUACUGUGACCGCAAGGCAAUUCCAUUUCGGCAAUGUGGAAAGGUACUGUAAGUGGCUCCACAGUGAGUGGAAAUAUUACAUUUAUGGGGAUUGGUAAUUUCAUAGAGUCUGCCAGCAGAAUUUAUGGAGUUAAAACUUUAGGAUAAAGCUAUAACCAAAAAAUGUCUCAGUUUAAGCAGAUAUUAACUAGAUUUGACCAUAUAAUGCAAACUGUAAUUGUAGUAAAUUUUAAAGUGAAAAUUGUCAGGAUUCAAAGUGAAAUUCAAAUUUAACGCCAGAUUAGCAGUUUUGGAAGCAUAGGUGAAUUUGAGAAUGUUUCCAGUUGACUACUUUAGUCUUACAUUUGAAACUCACUUUGAAUUCCCCACAAAUAGUGGAUUACCUCAUGUACUUUAACGCCUAAAUAGCUGAUUUGGAAACACAAAAUCUGCUCUAGUCACAGCUGGACUUUUCAAGCCUUAGUUUGUUUUUUUUUGGUUUCCAAUGUACUAUCUUUCAUCAUUUAGGGAAUAAAACCCAUUUGUGUUCGUGGUUAUUAUUUGGUAGCUGGAUUUUGAGAACAACGUUUCUUGUUGACAGAUGAUGGUCUGUUUUAAUAACGUGUGAUUACUCCAAGCUGCCAGACGUUUGUGUUGCUUAAACCUAUUUUUACAGAAUUUUUUUUUUUCUUUAUUUUGAGACAAUUUAUUAUCACGAGAGUUCACAAGUUUGACUCGCGUACCCAGGAAGUACUUGGAAAAUAGAGGAAAGUUAAACAUAGCUUUCCCAGUGGCAUUAUUUUAUUCUAUGUUCUAUACAAUGAUUCUCAAAGAAAUAGCUUUUAAAGUGAAACGGUCACAGACUCAGGAAUUUACCGAAUUCGCAAACGCCCCCUGACGGGGACAUUUGCCACUGGGGAUCUGGUGGGCAGGUAAAGUGACGUUUACUUACCUGUAGCUGUCCCUAGUGGAGGCCGCCAUCUUCUUUAGUAUGCUCCUGGUGCUUCAGCACCAGGUGCCGGCGUCACUGGUGUACCCCCUCACAUGUGCGAGAAUACAGCAUUAAGGUCUAUGGAGGAUCCAGCAAGAACAGGAUUGCCACUUGGACUCUGCCCUGAGUCUAAGAAAGCCAGGUGGAGGAGAAAUAUACAAAGUAGUCCCUACUUUGUCUCUCUAGAUCUCUUGACUGGGUUGGAAUUUCAGUGAAAUUGCAACACAGUCAAAAUGAGUAUUUCAUAAAGAUUCUAUCUUUUGGGUGAGUGACUGUGUGUCUUUAAUUUCUGCAGCCUUGACUCCCUAACUUUGAGUUUAGGGAAUGAAUGUGGUCAGUCACAUGUUGGAGAUGUGCUGCCCCACGUGGCUGGCUUCUGUAUACCCUCUGAUUCAUUCUUGGUGUGAAAGUUGAGGGUGGGAUUAUGCUGAUUUGACAUCAGUCACAAGGUUUAGACCAGAAUAUGUCUUAUACCCAAAUUGCAAUUGUACUUCUGUCACUAACAAACUUAUUUUUAUUUUUUGACAGCUGAUUGUUGCUGUGGAAAACCAGGAAGUCCCCAGACUCCAAGCACUGUACAAAAGAGGCUUGCUAAACAAUGUACCUGGGCUGCGUGUGAUUGGUCCUAAGGAGAUCAAGGAGAAGGAACCGUACUGCAGGGUGUGUAUGUCUGCAUCAGCAUGAACCUUUACACAGAUGUAGGCCAGUUUGAUGAAUUACAUUAUUAAAGGGACACUCUAGGAAGUUGUACAACUCAAUUUUAAUGAAGUUGUCAUAGUGCCUGCAGGCCUGCCACCCCUUGCUUACUCACCAAAACCCUGUAAUAAACUAAUUAGAGGGCUUCAAAGCACAGCCUAAAGCCACGCCUCCAAAACGUCUGGGUUUGAGAGUAUGGAAUCUUGCGCAGUGCCAUCAGUCGGCCAUAGAGAAUUACCAGAUUUUACUAAUUUCAUGACGUAAAGUCAUGAUUUUAUUAAGGACACGGAGGCUCAUAUUAUGCUAUUCUCUUUCUUUUAUUCCUCAGCAGCAAGAAAAAUUUAUUUUAGAGAAACAAUCAAACAUGUAAACAUGCCCCAAAGGGCUAGUCCUACAAUAAUACAACCAAUCAGCAUGCCUUCAGCACUCUCAACUCCCCAUGUGACCUUAAGCCACUCCUCUUUCUUGGUGUUGUCGACAAAAAAUUCCAUAGUAACAUAUCAACUUGAAGGAAAAAAAAGCAAAAUGCCAGGACCGCCACAGUGAAAAAUCCAGUAUUCUCCAGAAGCUGGGAUCUUCCCGUAGGUCCUGAAGGAAAUCCAUGCACAACGGUGCCAAACCGGAUCAUGAAGCUGAAAGGAACAGAGAAACAAACUGGUAAAAUAUGUUUCUGGACCUUUGAACAGAAUUAGACAUCGGGAUAUAUGCCACCAAAAACCAGAUUAUCCUCUAACCAAAACCUUUCAAUACAUGCAGUGUGUUGUAGUAACCUGAAUCCGUAGCAACUUACUGACCACUUAUCUAUGGGAGGGUACCACUUACCUGCAUCGGGUGGGAUAAUACUCGCCUCCGUGUCCUUAAUAAAAUCAUGACUUUACGUCAUGAAAUUAGUAAAAUCUGGUAAUUUUAUUUAAGGACACGGAGGCUCAUAUUAUGCUAGUUCAAAGCUGUGACACGACCACCUCUGAAAAAUGAGAAACUGGACGAAAAUAAAACUCCUUGAAGGUAUAUUCGCGGGACCAAUCAGCCGCCCGGAGUAGGUCCUCCAACCUGCAUCCUUUGGAGAAUGCUUUAGUCGCCAUGGCUCCCCUGACCGAGUGUGCUCCAUACACAGAAGUGUCGAUGCCCGCUAAUUUUAUAACCCACUUGACCCAACGAGACAAUGUGACUGUUGAAACAGGGUGAUAUGGAUGACGAAGGGCUAGGAAUAACUCUGGAUAUGCAGGAUCACGAAUCGAAGAAGUCCUGGACUCGUAUUCCUUGAGACAUGCCACUGGGCAUAGCUUAGAGUUAUGUGGAAAAGCCGGGUAGAAUACUGAGGUGAUUGACGUCUUCGUACGCCUGGAAAUAUUAAACAAGACACCGUCGGGGGUGAAUGAACGUGCAGAGAAGUCCAACGCACGCACAUCCGACACCCGCUUACAGGAGAUCAAAGAAAACAGCAUCGCCAGCUUUGCCGUGAGUUGUUUCAGUGAGAGAUCUUCGUUCCUUGGCCAAUCUGCCAGAAGCUGGAGGGCAAGGUCAACAUCCCAUGAUGAAGAGUAUCUAGGUUGCGGCGGUCGUGCAAAUCUAAUGCCGCGCAGGAGUCGGCAUACGAGGAGAUGUUUACCUGCCGGGGCACCAUCCAACCCUUGGUGGCCUGUGGAAAUAGCCGAUCGGUACACAUUUAUCGUGCGAUAGGCUAGGCCAUGGUCAAACAGAGAAGUGAGAAAUCUCAAAACGUGACUUAUAGGUGCCGAUAAGGGAUCCAUGUGUUGUUCCAUGCACCAACCACUCCAUGAAUUCCAGGCAUGUAAGUAGGAUUUCCUUGUUCCCGGAGCCCAAGCUCCCGCCAGAAGGUCAAUAGUUGUUUGUGGAACGUCCGGGAUGAAUCCAAGUCCCCGGAGAGGAGCCAUGCCAGUAAUUGGAGGCGUCCCUGUAAUAGUAAGGGGUGCGGUUCCCCGUUGGGGUCCAGUAAGAGGUCCGGAGAGGUUGGAAUCAGUCUUGGGUAGUCCAUGGACAUCUCCAUGAGUGUAGGGAACCAUGGUUGAGCCGUCCAGAAUGGGGCGAUGAGAAUCAUGGAGGUUCGGUAGCGCCUGAGAUGUAGAAGCGUCCUCGCAAUCAAUGAGAAAGGAGGAAAAGCGUAUGCUCGUGUGUCCGGCCACUGUUGAAGGAAGGCAGCUGAAGCCAAUGCCUCUGGAUCCGGUCUCCAACUGAAGAAACUCUGUAGUUGGGAGUUCAACCGUGAAGCGAAGAGGUCGAUCUCUAGUGGGCCCCAGAGUGUCUGGAGUUGCAGGAAAAUGGCCCGCUUCAGCCGCCAGUCGCUGGCAUCCCGUAGGUAUCUGGAAUUCCAAUCCGCCACCAUAUUGGACAUCCCGGGAAUGUGUUCCGCCUGAACCGAAAUAUUGCGAUCCAGGCAGAAGUGCCAGAAGUCUUUUGCUAGUUCCGCUAACACCACUGACUUCGUACCCCCGAGAUGAUUGAUGUAGCGGACCGCUGACACGUUGUCCAUCCGUAGAAGAAUGGAACAGUUGGUUGAGGUACCUACGAGACUCCGAACUGCAAAUGACCCCGCCAAAAGCUCGAGGCAAUUGAUGUGUAACUCCUGUUCGUCUGGGGACCAUUUCCCUCCGGUGGAGAUAGGACCGCAACGCGCGCCCCAGCCCAGCAGACUUGCGUCCGAUUCCACGACGAAGUCCGGCCUCGUCCCAAAGAUUGCUCUUCCGUUCCAUGCUUCCAUGUGCUGCAGCCACCAAGAGAGUUCUUCUUUGGCAGCACAAUCGAGAGGUACAGAGUCUGAAUAGGAGAGACCUGACCGAAGGUAUUUUGCUUUUAGGCGUUGAAGGGCCCUGUAGUGAAGUGGGCCCGGGAAAAUGGCCUGGAUGGAGGCCGAGAGAAGGCCGAUGAUCCUGGCCAGUUGCCGUAGCGUUGGUGCAGGUCGAGCCAGUGUCCGGCAGAUUUCUUUCUUGAUGAUCCUGACUUUGGAAGAUGGUAAUAGGAGUGUCCCUUCCACUGAAUCGAUGGUGAAGCCCAGAAACUCCAAGACUUGGGAGGGUUGUACCACCGACUUGCCCCAGUUGAUGAGGAAACCAAGGUUGCCGAGUAAUGUCUCUGUCCAAAUCAGAUGUUCCUAGAGUAAGAGUGGGUCUUGUCAGAAGCAUGUCGUCCAAGUAUAUAAUCAGACACACUCCUCUGCUGCGUAAGAGAGCGACCACUGGUCGCAUGAGCUUCGUGAAGCACCAUGGGGCCGAGGAGAGGCCGAAGGGCAAGCAUUUGAAACGCCAUGUGGUCUCCUCCCAUUGGAACUGGAGGAAAUGCUGGCAAUCCUCGGCCAUUGGGACGGUGAGGUAUGCGUCCUGCAGAUCGAGUUUGACCAUCCAAUCCUCCAAGAGGAGCAGAUCUCGGAGGGAGUGGAUGCCCUCCAUUUUGAAAUGGUGGUACACUACAAAGGCGUUCAGGGGACGUAAGUUGAUGACCGGACGGACACCCCCGCCUUUCUUGGGUACCACGAAAAGGUUGCUUAGAAAACCUGAAACCCCUGGAUGCGUCUCUAUGAUUGCACCUUUGUCGGCCAGGGAUUGUAUCUCCACUGCGAUUAAUGCCCUGUCGUGGGUGGAGGAGACUAUGUGUCUGGGGAGGGAUAUCUGGACGGGUGUUUGUACAAAUUCUAUGGCAUAACCCACUACCGUUUGUAGGACCCAAGUAUCUGAAGUUAACAUUCGCCAAGCAUCGAUAAAGUGGCCUAACCUGCCCCCCACCAACGUUACUGAAGUUAGUGAUGAAGGAAGUGGACUUACCAUAAGGACGUCGGCCAUAGGAAACGCUUCUGGAGCCACGAGCCUGCCAGGGUCUUCCUCGAACUGGGAAGAAUGGAGAGGACUUUGGUACCUCACUCUGGUAACGUGACUGGAAGGGGCCUCUAGAAACCCGGUACGAGCCCCGGGAAGAACGGCCGGGCAGGCGGCCCCGAUAUCUGCCGGCCCCGCCAAAAACUCUAUGGGAGAAAACCUUUUUCAUAUCGGCUUGCGCCUUGUCCAGAGCAGUAAAUGUGCCCACCUAGGUACCCAGCUCCUUCACAAAACUAUCCCCAAAAAGAAGGCCUUUGGCCUGUGGCCCAGGCUCAGUGAUAGCCAAGGCAACUAGCUUUGGUUCGAUCUCAAUAUAGCCUUUCGCCUCUCAGUGGCUAGAGCCACGUUGGCAUUUCCAAGAAGACAUAUGGCUCGCUGUAUCCAGCCCCUGAUAGCUAGCAGGUCUAUGGGAGCACCACCUGCCAAUGCCGUUUCAACCAUGUCAAAAAUCUUUGCACUGGGUCCGAGGACAUCCAGGAUCUUAUCCUGGCAAUGGCGAAGUGCAAAGUCUAGACCCUUCUUCGCCUUCCACCCAGUUUUUCCCAGGAACUGGGCAAUCUUAGGGUCCACUAUAGGGGCGAUACAUAUUAAAUCUGGUAGCGUGGGGCGUGGGCAUUCUGCCCGCAUCUUACUUCUUACCACCUUAUCAAGGGGUUUCCUGAUCCGUGCGGCAAUAUAUUUUGCCACAUGGUCCAGCGGGAACCAUUCAGUUGAUCUUGGGUGUUGCAGACUAUCAGGGUCAAACAAAGGUUCGCCCUGUGGGUCAAGGAGGGUGAAGCCUUCCACCCCGUCCUCGUCCUCAUUCCCAGACAUAGAUAUAGCGCUGUGGUCAGGGAAUAGUGUGCCCAAAUUGAAUGAGUCCUCAUCAUCAGACUCGCUCCAUGCCUCCUCCUGUUCCGAAUCUGACUCGGAUGAUUCCACUUGAGCUUUUGCCCUUUUCCAACUCCGCACCGAUUUUGCCCGGUGGGUGGCUCUUUGUUGUGGUGCAACCACAUUAUCUUUGACAGGAUGUUCCCUGUCUGUCCGUAAAGUUUUGGAGGCUUCCUCGUCCAUGUGACGAGAUUUUUUGGUGGCUUUGCGCCCACUGGCCUUGCCUGUAAUGUGCUCCGUAGGGUUAGGAGCAAUGUGAGUAGAGGCCUGCUGGGCGGCCAAGAGGGCAUGGCUAAUAGAGUGGGACAGAGUGUCCGACAUAACUCCCAUGGCUGAGUAAACAGCUUGGGUUACGGAUUUUGUCAUAGUGGCAUCCAGGAGAGAAUGAAGCUCUUCCGAGUUCAACUGCUCCUGGUCUGUCACAUCAGUGACAGUUAAGCCAACCGGUCUGGGGACAACCUGGGGGGUAGGGGGUAUAUUAUCCCUAAUGGGAGAAUCAUUGGAGGCCAUGCCCAAAUCCUUACUAGCGUGCAUAACUAAAUAGCACUUCUGACAGUGGUUGUGGUUAGGUACAAGUAUAUAUUAUUUAUGAAUAAACCCAAGAAAAAAAGGGGGGGGGGUGGGGGAACCCAAAUAAACUAUUGGAUUGACUUCCCUGAUAUUAGGCAAAACUGGGUAUUAGCAGUGUAUCAGCAGUAUUGAUACAGAAUACAAAAAGGCACCAGAAAGUACAAACAGCAAUAUGAAAAAGGCAAGCUCACCAAGUGUUCCCUCAGGAAUGGCUCCUGGGGACACUGGUGAGCUGCCCAGCAACUGUGCUGUCCAAUCAGCACUCACUCCCGCCCCCACAGGCUCCAAAAAGCCCGGGAACCAAAACCGCGGCAAAACCGCCAACCGCAAGAUGGCCGCCGCGAUGCGCACUAGCGUUGUGCGCAUGCGCGAACGGCGUCAGCCGCGGUUACAGCCGCGAACCGGGGGGGGGAGGAGGGCCCCAGAGGAAGAUCUCUGAGGCACGAAAAAACAGACUGGGUGGCAAGAGCCUCCACACGGAGAGCUGCUAGCCGCCCUGACUCAGUAGGUGAUCAUCCACCUGAGUGAGCCAGAGAUAGGAGGGGAGGGAGGGUUGAGGGGUUGGCUCUUGGUGAGGGAAAAACCGAGAGCCAGCUGGAAAAUAAAGUGUAGAGACAGGGCAGGAGCCCAACAGUAAAACAAACAAAUUACAAUUUUUAACUGCCACAAUAAAAUGAAUAAAGAUGACAAACACACAGGUAGCAUACAGAGAAAAAAAUUAAAUGUACUUAGCUGAGGAAGGCAGCAGCAAGAAAGAGGAGUGGCUUAAGGUCACAUGGGGAGUUGAGAGUGCUGAAGGCAUGCUGAUUGGUUGUAUUAUUGUAGGACUAGCCCUUUGGGGCAUGUUUACAUGUUUGAUUGUUUCUCUAAAAUAAAUUUUUCUUGCUGCUGAGGAAUAAAAGAAAGAGAAUAGCAUAAUAUGAGCCUCCGUGUCCUUAAAUAAAAUCAAUGACUCUCUAUAGCAGAAUCUUAAGAGCAUCAUGGCAAACGCUGAGUAUGCACCUAGGAUGCCCAUUGCUCCUCUAUGAGGAACAUUGGAUUGGACAUUCAUCCUGGAGGAGGAGAUAGCAGAAGUGCUGAGGGAUAUUAGUCGCUGGAGGUGGGGAGUAAUUGGUUUUAAUUUUAUUUAUUUCUCUUCUCUUCCAUAUCCUCAAUAGAUGGAACAAGCAUAUUAUAUACAUCAGGCCCCAGACAAUUACCACAGUUUCCUUUUUCUAAGUGCAAUGUUCACACCACUUACAGUGGGAAAAUAGUCUCUUAAAGGUGUUAUGAAAUUAAUUAAUUUACAACAAUUAAAGAAAUGGUCCCUUAAAUAAUUUAAAAUUGAAGAAUAGGUCAAUAAGCUAAUUCCAUGUGUGUAAUUGGGGUCUGUCAAUAAAGGUGAAAAAAAUACUUUUUGCAACUCAUGCUGUUAAAAUUUGAAAACACUGCAGUUUGGUUCUCAGCUGAUUAAAGAUGCAUACACAUGCACUUUCCAUAUGACAAUAAUAAAAGCAAAAUAUUACUUUAAAAAUACAUGUAUGAGCAAACCAUAUGUUACCAUUAAGAUAUAGUGAUUUUCCAUAUGAUCCAUAUUUAAUUUUCUAAACUGAAAAUUGUGGGUAUGUUACAAGGAAAUGGAAAACUUUAGACCAAAAUAGAUGAACUGGAAAAAAAAUCUCUAACUCUAUUUCUGGGGUUGGCUACUUUGGCUGAAAUUUUACAAUUCCCUUUUAAUUUCUCCUCUAUUCUUGGUUAAGUGACUCUGUUGAAACAAAGGGCUUAUCAACUAAACCGCUAAUGGCGGUGAUUGCAAAAGCGAACAGCAAAUCUUAGAGUAUUAACUACUGUAUAUCAGAGUGGGAAACUUUUUUUUUUUUUUUUUUAAAUCCGCAAUUUAUUUCAGUUUUAAUUCUCUGUGUGUUCUAGGGUGUGAUGGCUCUAGAUUCUCCAUACACAGGGAUUGUGAAUUACAAACAAGUGUCACAGGCAUACACGGACGAUUUCCGAGAUUCUGGUGGUAGCCUCGUGACAGAUUUUGAAGUCUCCAAUAUAGAAAUGGUGAAGGAGGCACCAGCAGGAUCUGGACGUGGUAAGUUUAAAGUGAACCACUUACACCGCUCUUGCCCUCCAUAUCUUAUUACCAUCCAGCUGGCAAAUGUUCCAUAAAUGCAGUUUCUUAAUCCAAGGAGAAAUCUGACUGCCAUUCUCUGGUGGAGGAUUUAUAUAUAUUGUUUGUUGCAAAAUUGGAAAGCUCUUAAAACUGGGGUAGGGGGUUUUGUUUUGUUUUUUUGGGAUCAACAGAUGUCAGUCUGAACUUGGUAUUACUUUUUUCAGUCCAUAUAACUAUGUAACAAAGGUUAAAGAAACCCUAUAGGUUCAGGAACACAAACUUGUGUUCCUGACCCUGUAGUGUUAAAAACCCCAAUCAUACUUUUAUUCCAGUCUGCUGCAGUUGGCUCUGCCUCUGAUCUGCCUGCUUGGCUGACGUCAUCAGAAGUUAUGAUCUAAGCCAAUCACAAUGCUUUCCCCUAGGAAAGCAUUGGAUUGUCUGAGACUGUCAGGAGGCAGAUCCGGGCCAGAGCUAGCACGAGCCAAACACAGCCCUGGUCAAUUUGCAUCUCUUUAUAGCGAUGCAUUGAAGCAAUGCAUCUCUGAGGAAAGUUCAGUGUCUGCAUGCAGAGGAUGGAGACACUGAAUGGCAGUCUUGCACACUGUGCCACACUGCUCAAGGGAGCACCUCUAGCAGUCAUCUGAGUAGCCGCCACUGGAGGAAUCACUAGGCUGUAAUGUAAACACUGCAUUUUCUGUGAAAAGACAGUGUUUACAGCAAAAAACCCUGAAGGAACUGAUUAUACACACCAGAACAAAUACAAUAAGCUGUAGUUGUUCUGUUGACUAUAGUGUCCCUUUAAUUGCUAGUUCAGACUCAUUGUAUUGACCUAGGUGUAAUUCAUUAAUUGGAUUGUGUGGAUGUAAAUUUCAUCUUCAGGUACUUUAUAGUUGCUAUCUACAUUGUGAUGGCAAACUCUGCAACAAACCUGUAGAUGAAAAGAUAUGAUUUCAUAGCAUAACAAAUGGGCAGAGUAUUGUGCAUACAGCCUUCCUGUGACCAAAUUAUGCAAUCCGCAAUUAAUAGCAUGUGGUACAAGCAAUGAGUUAUGGGACGUUGCUUGGAUCAUUUUGGUUUGGCUGUAUGUGAAACUCUGCUUUCUGCUCCCAUAAAACUAGACUUUAGUGUGGAGCCCAAGGUCUGCAGUAAUAGAAGUGGAAUGUAUCGUUCACAUUUUCUACUCCUUCUGCUAGAGCAUUUUUUGUCUUACUAUGUUUGUUUUGUCUUCUCCCAACCUUUCUCCCCUGUUUUAUCACUUUAUUAAUCUAUACUUUGUAUGUAUUGUAGGAAUGGAUUAUCCAGUUGUAAUCAGAAGCACAAAGGUACAAAUAAAGACUUGAUUUAAUAAAUCUAUAUUUUUUGCAUGUGAUUUUAUAUAUAUAUAUUUUUUUUUUUUUUCCAUUUAUUGGAUGAAGGGGAGUUCUCUCAGUUCUUGGGUUUUGUGCGUGUCUCAAAAUGGUGUGCAAAAUAAGGAAUAUAAUAUUUAAAAUCCUGUUAUCUUCAGAGCGUUUUUGUAUAUCUCCUUCAAAAUACAUAAUACAAUAUAGUGCAGACCAUUUCUAUAUAAGCCAUAUUAAAAAAUAAAUUAUAUAUAUAUAUAUUUAUUAUUUAAAACCUUGCUAAACACAAAUACACACACCAGUCAAGCUAUAAGACUUUCUUUUCCCACAGAAAUCUCAUUUUAACAGUUCUCUCACUACUGCAAGGGAUUCUGGGUAGGCACACUUCUUUUUUUUUUUUCCCCACCACAACUCCUUUUGAUAUAUUAUAUAUAUUGUAGCUGUUUUAGUCCAGUGCUGUAGAUGUAAAAAACAGAUAAAAUUAAUUUCUUGUAAUACCCUUUUUUUUUUUUUUUUGGACUAACAAAAUUUUUUAAUGACACACUUUCGGUAGAACCUCCCUUUCUCAAGUCUAAAGCAUUUCUGAGCAAGACAACACAUAGAAUUCAAAGUUGAGUUGUGAUACCGGGGUUAAAGGGACAUGAGUACAGACAAGACACAGGUCUGUUAGAAAAUAGACACCAUUCUUACAGAGAGUCGUAAAUAUUUUGUGUGAAGAUCAGAGAGGGGGGAGGAAGAGAUGGGGAAAAAAAAACAAGCAAACAGUGCAGAAGAUGGUGCUAGAAUGGGAGAGUAAAAAAAAAAAAAAAAAUAUAUAUAUAUUUCAUUAUAUUAAGAAUGCAGGAAUUACAGGAUAUGCAUAAGGGCCUAUAUCCAGCAUACCCAGGCACACACUUACACAUGUCUACGUAUACACAAGUACAUACACACUAUACACCAGAACAUACAACAAUAUACAUAUAAAUACAACUAAAUGCCCGACUAUAUGUACGUGCACACCUACAGUCGCAUACAUGUAUGGGAAAGCAUAGGCCUACACAUAGUCUUUUGUAUAUUGAUAGAAUAAACAUAUUGGAAUGUGUUUUAAAGUGUUGAUACAUAUGACAGAACAGUGAGAUAAUGUGGGGGAGUGUUCAUGUAAAGUGUUGGUAGAGGGACAGGAAACCCAAAUCAAUAUGUAGUCCUCUAUUCUUGCUGUUAAACAUUUUGAUCGUUCUGGCUUUAAAAUGUGUUUUGUUUUAUUUAUUUUUUUUCUUGGGUACUUUUAAAACCCCCCUUUCAGUACUUUGAUUUUUAGGUCCUUCAGUGAGUGGCCAGACUGGGUAAAGUGGUGUCCCACAGGAGUGCAGUACGAUCCUUCUUUGUGGUGUUUAAUGGAGUGUCUGUGCAUAUUUAUUCUGCCAUUUAAUUGCUGGGUGGUUUCCCCAAUGUAGCAUCCUAGGUGGCAUUUGGUGCAUUGAAUCAUGUAUAUCACAUUGCUGGAUGUGCAGGAGUACAAUCCUUUAUUGUUGUGUGUGGCUGUGUUUUCUGUGCAUAUGUGUAACGAGAAUAUACCCCUACACGCAGGAUCCAGCUAAACAGAGGCAAAUACAGAGGAGAGAUACGUCUACCGGACCUUAGAAUGGCCGGACUCGACGUAUAUGAGAGGAGACAGAGCCAGGAACAAACCGAGGUCAAGGGCACAGAGAGACAGCGUAAACUAGGACAAGCCGGGGUCUGGUACACGGAAAACAGCAAGCCGGCAAACAGUACAGAUAAGGAUAAAGCGAAAACGAAGUCAGAAUACGAAGCCAAAGUCAAUACGAGAAAACACAACUGAACACCACAAGCGCUAAAGGGAACUGAAACAGAAACCACGAUAGGGCAACGAGCUAAGGGAAAAAGGUAAGUUUAAAUAGCUUUAAAACGAAAGUGAUUGGCUCCUGUCACUUCCACACCUCCUAUAGGUAAUUGUACAGGGAGUGUGGUAUGACAGGAGCCAAUGGGAGCCUUUUGGCAAUUAGGCUCCCACUGUCUCUUUAAGAGCGCGCCCGAGACUCGCGGCGCGCUCUUAGUUUCAGGCGGGACACGUGACCGCCUCACGCGGUCACUGCCCGCCUUCCAUCCAAAGCAGUUGGAUGAGCCGCGCGACCGCGCGCGGCUUGAAGAGAGGACCGCGACCGGCCCCCGGUUAAGGUAAGUAACGCUACAGUACCCCCCCCUGAGGACACGCCCCCCGGGCGGGUAGGACCAGGCCUGGCAGGAAAACGAGAAUGGAAAGAGCGCACAAGACGGGGAGCAUGGACAGCAUCAGCCGAAAUCCAACUGUGCUCCUCAGGCCCAUAACCCUUCCAAUGUACCAAGUACUGAAGUCGACCCCUAAGGAAACGAGAGUCAAGAACAGCAGACACUUCAAACUCCUCAUGACCCUCCACCGAGAUAGGAGGGGGAGGAGGAGUAUGCCGGGUAUAGCGGUUGCGUACGAAAGGUUUCAACAAUGAGGUGUGAAAAACAUUAGGAAUACGUAGAUUCUUAGGCAGGCCUAAGGCAUAAGAAACAGGAUUAACCUUAUGUAUAAUACGAUAAGGUCCAAUGAAGCGGGGAGCCAAUUUCAUAGAAGGCACCCGGAGACGAAUAUUCCGCGUGGAAAGCAAAACCCUGUCCCCCACAACAUAGGACGGAGCUGCUCUGCGAUGCUUGUCAGCCUGAGCCUUCUGGCGAGUAGCAGAGUCCACCAAAGAACGCUGAACCUGCUCCCAAGUAUUACGCAAACCAGCCAAAUGCUCAUCCAGAACUGGCAUGCCCUGUGAGGAGAAUGCAGCCGGAAGAACAACGGGAUGCUGGCCAUAGACAACGUAAAAAGGGCUCUUGCCGGAAGAAUCAUGAGUGGCGUUAUUCCGAGCAAAUUCAGCCCAAGGAAGCAGGUCAGACCAAUUGUCCUGAUGGUGAGACACAAAACAACGGAGGUAUUGCUCCAGAGACUGGUUGGCACGCUCAGCAGCCCCAUUAGACUGGGGAUGAUAAGCGGAAGAAAAUGAGAGAGAAAUACCCAUUUCUGAACAAAAGGCCCUCCAGAACCUGGAAAUAAAUUGGCUACCCCUAUCGGAUACAAUAGAUACGGGAAUCCCAUGUAAUCGAAAUACUUCUCUAGCGAAGAUAUGAGCCAGUUCCUUGGAUGUGGGCAACUUGCGAAGAGACACGAAGUGAGCCAUUUUGGAGAACCGAUCCACUAUCAUCAGGAUCACUGUGUUACCAUUUGAAGGGGGUAAUUCAACAAUAAAAUCCAUGGACAGGUUAGACCAAGGUCUCUCGGAACGGGUAACGGAUGCAACAGCCCACAAGGAACUCUACGGGAGGAUUUCAUACAGGCACAAGUAGUACAAGCACUUAUAUAGUCAGUGACAUCCUUUCGUAAGGAAUCCCACCAAAAAUACCGAGAAACAGCUGACACCGUUUUGGAAAUACCAGGAUGUCCAGCGGUCUUAGUAUCAUGAUAUAAUGACAUAAUAUCCCGUCUCUCAGGAACAUCAACGAACAGUUUAUCAUUAGGCCUCUCGCUAGGUGCCAUGCUUUGUUUCGCUUGUAUGGCCUGCAAGAGGGACGAGGAAAUAGACAAAAUAGUAGUAGCUAUUAUCCUGUCUGGGGAAUGACAGGAGUAACAUCAAUCUCCUGUUUGUCAGUAGUUUCGAACUGUCUGGACAGAGCGUCUGCUUUAGUGUUGCGAUCACCUGGCCUAUAGGUGAUAAUAAAAUUGAAACGGGACAAAAAUAGUGACCACCUAGCCUGCCUGGAAGACAAUCUUUUGGCUUCGCUAAGGUAGGAUAGGUUCUUGUGAUCCGUAAAAAUGAGGAUAGGAUCCUUAGUUCCUUCUAACAAAUGUCUCCACUCUUUAAGUGCUAAAAUAAUAGCAAGGAGUUCGCGAUUACCCACAUCAUAAUUUUUCUCUGCUUUGGACAUUUGUUUAGAAAAGAAGCCGCAUGGAUGCAAUGGCUUUUCAGGCGACUCUCUUUGGGAUAAGACAGCACCUACCCCAAUAUCCGAAGCAUCAACUUCAAGAAUAUAGGGCAGUGAGGGGACAGGAUGCUGUAAAAUAGGUGCAGAGGCGAACGUAGUUUUAAGAAAUUCAAAAGCCUGAAGUGCCUCGGUAGACCAAACACGAGUAUUGCCAUCCUUUUUAGUCAUACGGGUAAUAGGUGCUACAAUGGACGAGAAACCUUUGAUAAAACGUCUAUAAUAAUUGGAGAACCCAAGAAAACGCUGAAUAGCUUUCAGACCUUGCGGUAGAGGCCAUUCUAUUACAGCAGCUAGCUUCUGGGGAUCCAUACGAAAACCUUUAGCGGAAAUCAAAUACCCCAAGAACUGGACUUCGGUUUGGUCAAACAGACAUUUUUCUAGCUUGCAAUAAAGACCAUUAGCAAGAAGGGUCUUCAAAACUGUCGUAACAUGUCUGUGAUGAGUGUGUAUAUCUGUAGAAUAUAUUAAAAUGUCGUCCAAGUAUACGAUAACAAAUGUGUGAAUAAAAUCUCUCAAGACAUCAUUAAUAAAUUCUUGGAAUACUGCUGGGGCAUUGCAAAGCCCAAAUGGCAUAACAGUAUAUAUUCGUAAUGACCGGAUCUAGUGUUGAAUGCAGUCUUCCAUUCGUGAUUUUCCUUUAUACGUAUCAAAUUGUAUGCACUCCUAAGGUCUAAUUUAGUGAACACAGUGGCAUGUUUCAGCCUGUCAAAUAAUUCUGUAAUCAAAGGUAUAGGGUAUGCAUUUUUGAUAGUGAUUUUGUUUAAACCUCUAUAAUCUAUGCACGGUCUUAAAUCACCUUCUUUCUUCGAUACAAAGAAGAACCCUGCUCCAGCUGGAGAAGAGGAUCUCCUAAUAAACCCUUUUUCUAGUGAUUCCUUGAUGUACUCCUCCAUGACACGGUUUUCUUGAACCGAUAAGGGGUACACCCUGCCCUUUGGAGGUAUAGUGCCAGGCAACAAGUCAAUAGCGCAAUCAUAGGGUCUGUGAGGCGGUAAUUUCUCAGCCUCCCUUUUAUAAAGAAACCGGGAGAAGCAAGCGGUUAGGAGGCAAUUUAGGAGACUUAGAUAUCACACCCAAGGCCAGUCCCCUAUAAGGUCUUAGGUGCGAGAGUUUUCCGGGAGUAAAGGACAUUCCUUUACCAUAUGGUCUCUCCUACCACAGUAUAGGCAGAGUCCCUCCCUUCUCCUAUGUAAUUUCUCAGUAUCAGUUUGGCAACCCCUAAUUGCAUAGGUUCCUCCUCAGACACUUUAACACUCUCUGGUAUAUUAACUCUGGGGUUAAUGGGUGUAACGAAACGUCUAUUCCUGUUCUUGGUAUAGAGCCUGUCACGAAUUCUAUUAUCUAUAUCAAUGAGGUAAUCGAUAAGGUCCUCUAAGGCAAUAGGAAGCUCCUUAGCUGCUACCUCAUCCAAUAUCGUAUCUGACAAACCUUCCAUAAAGGCAGUAGUUAACCCAUUGUUGGUCCAAUCUACCUGCGAAGCAAGAGUGCGAAACUGAAUAGCAUAAUCAGCCACAGACCUAGAACCCUGUUUAAUUCUCAUUAAUGCUCUCGCGGCAUUCUUUGACCUUUUCAUUGUGUCAAAAGUUCUACGAAAAGCCGUAAGAAAACUGUUGAAAUCAUGUACCAUAGGUCCAUUAGCUUCCCAAAUAGGAUUUGCCCACUCAAGUGCCUUAUCGGUAAGUUGGUGCAUAAAGAACCCAACCUUAGACCUCUCUGUGGGAAAUGAACGUGGAUACAUUUCGAAGUGAAAUUCAAUCUGAUUAAUAAACCCUCUGCAAGUCUUAGAGUCCCCUCCAUACCUAGGAGGAGGUGUUAAAUGGGCCGAAGUAUUAGGCAAAAUAGAUACUUCAGGGAGAAGGGGCGUAGGAGGGUUAGGUGUAGUUGCUGGAACGGUUCUAGCUAGGAGCGUCUGGAGAGCCUGAGCUAUUUGAUCCAUACGGUGAUCCUGCUCUACAAAUCUUGCCUCAUGGGACGCCAUCUGUUGAGCUAAAUCUGCGGGGUCCAUGGCCCUAUCGUAAUGUAACGAGAAUAUACCCCUACACGCAGGAUCCAGCUAAACAGAGGCAAAUACAGAGGAGAGAUACGUCUACCGGACCUUAGAAUGGCCGGACUCGACGUAUAUGAGAGGAGACAGAGCCAGGAACAAACCGAGGUCAAGGGCACAGAGAGACAGCGUAAACUAGGACAAGCCGGGGUCUGGUACACGGAAAACAGCAAGCCGGCAAACAGUACAGAUAAGGAUAAAGCGAAAACGAAGUCAGAAUACGAAGCCAAAGUCAAUACGAGAAAACACAACUGAACACCACAAGCGCUAAAGGGAACUGAAACAGAAACCACGAUAGGGCAACGAGCUAAGGGAAAAAGGUAAGUUUAAAUAGCUUUAAAACGAAAGUGAUUGGCUCCUGUCACUUCCACACCCCCUAUAGGUAAUUGUACAGGGAGUGUGGUAUGACAGGAGCCAAUGGGAGCCUUUUGGCAAUUAGGCUCCCACUGUCUCUUUAAGAGCGCGCCCGAGACUCGCGGCGCGCUCUUAGUUUCAGGCGGGACACGUGACCGCCUCACGCGGUCACUGCCCGCCUUCCAUCCAAAGCAGUUGGAUGAGCCGCGCGCGGCUCGUGCAGCCGCAGGACCGCGCGCGGCUUGAAGAGAGGACCGCGACCGGCCCCCGGUUAAGGUAAGUAACGCUACAAUAUGUGCUGACACAGUUUGCAGCAAGUUUUUUUGUUUUUUUUUUUGCAUUGACUGAUCACGUUUUCUUUAUUCUUCCCAUCAGUGGGUAACUUCCUGUUUAUUUUUUGUUGGAGGUUUGGUGGUUGUCUGAAGGCCAAAAUGGGUGAUUCAGAAAAAAACUUUUCUCUAACGAAUGGGAACUCGCAAAGAUCGAGUGGAACAUGUGCCACUCUCAUUAAACAGCUAAAGAGGGAUUAGGAUCACUAGGUGACUCUAGAGAGUAAGCAUUAAAUUGUAUACUGCUUGCUCAGUAAAAAAAAAAAAAAAACACAAACCAAAACAGUUUUAUAAAAAAAAAAGAAAAAGAAAAAAGUAUGUAUAACCUUUUUAAUGUAUCUUAAAAGCAAAGUAUGUGUACAGCCUGCUUGCGAGAACGUUCAGGUUGCUUACUGAACAAUCCUUGAAAGCAAUCCCAAGUGGAAUUGUGUGUUCAGUGUCCUUCCUUUAGUGUAGCCUUGUUCCCAGUCAGUCGGUGUAUAGCAUUACGCUUUUCACUCUGCUUCUCAGAGCUUUCUCAAUGUGAAAUUAAAUUGGCCGAAUGAAAUGCGGUUGGCAAUUAAGCAAUCAUUGCAAAUUAAAACCGCAACCAAGGAGACAUUAUUUUUGACAAAAUAUAGUGAUUUUAUAAAAAACUGUGACUCCUUUGCAUGUUUUGCUUUGUGUAUUUAUUGAAAAGGAUUAAUUGCACUGUGAGAAAAUUAAAUUGAGCUUAAGCAUUUUUUUGCACUUGCAUUUUAAAUUCAAUUUGCACCAUUUAUUCCACUUUUUAUAGUUAUGUGUAUGCAUGCAUGUAGAGAUCAAGUAGUUAAUAUGAAUAAAUAAAUAUAGAGUUUGUGUGUGAAUCCAAGAUGAGUUUGCAUUCCUUUACCCUUUCCAUAUAAUUGUCCCAGUGCUUCACAAUCUCCUGUGAUCUUUAUUCUACCUAACACAACCCCACUCCCUGAAUUUCUCCCGAUUAUCCUAAAAAAUGUGAUGGUUUUUGGUUUUCUGUUUCUCUGCAAAAAAAACUUUCUCCCUUUCUGCCCCCUUGCAGGGAGAAGAUGUGUACUGCAAGUAUGUUGUCACAUGUGCUGGCCUUUUCUCGGAUCGCUUGUCACAAGUCAGUGGGUGCAGUCCUGAGCCACGUAUUGUUCCUUUCCGGGGGGAUUACUUGGUGCUAAAACCAGAAAAAUGCUAUCUUGUUAAUGGCAAUAUCUACCCGGUAGGUAUAGAGUUUACCUACAUUAGAAUAGGUCUUGCUGAAGAGAAAAGGUUCCGUAUGUAUAUGUCAAAACAAACCAUAUUAAAUGGAUUUUAAUAGAAUUUAUUAGCAAAGUUUCAAUUAUUGGUGUUCUUUAUACUAUUUUCCUGCCCUCAGAGUGUUUUGAUCAGUGAUUUUGUUUGGUCAACAUUGCUGUGGGAAGCGUCCGGCACGCAAGCUGUUGGUCAAGCCUAAGGCUGUUCAUCACUGCUUUAGUGCAUUGUACUUUAGAACUGUCAAUAGAAAUGUUGUUUUUUGGUUGUUUUUUUUAAUGUGGAAUAUUCCAGGACAAAAACAGUGGUCUUCAUACACAUAUGUCUAUAUGGUGAAAUUGCAGGUUACCUGAAUUAUCUGUUAGAAGUAAUAAGGCAUGCAUUAUCUCACUUGAUCAGCUGAGAAUCUUGAAGAGUCAUAUAUUUAUCAACCACUACUGGAGACUUACUGGUGAUCAUGAGAAUUGUAGUAUCAGGAUCAUGGGAAUUCUAGUUAACAGAUAAUGGAGAGGCAGAGGUGGUUUAACUCUUAGUGGCACAGAUUGUGUUACAGUAAUGCUGUUCUGUCACUUAUUCUAAAACAUUCUGUAUGUUUUCCUCAUGGGGUUGUAGGUCCCAAAUCCACGGUUCCCUUUCCUGGGAGUCCAUUUCACUCCACGCAUGGAUGGAAGCGUCUGGCUUGGUCCAAAUGCAGUUUUAGCCUUCAAACGAGAGGGAUAUAGGCUGUGUGACUUUAAUGCCAAAGAUUUUACUGAAGCAGUUACGUACAGGUAAGAAAGUCUUGCUUAUAUGCUUGCAUUUAUUUAUUUUUUUAAUUUUAUUUUACAUCUGUACAGGAGCUGUAAAUUGUUAGAACAGAUAUCGUUUGCAUGAUAUGUCCCCUGGGGACCAAGUAUUGUUUUUAUUACAUGAGUAGCCUGUGUACCAAGUCAGAACUGAACUGAUAAUAUAUAUAUUUUUUUCCCUCUUCUUCUCUAGUGGUCUCCGUAAGCUGGUGCUGAAGAAUUUUACUUUCGGCAUGGCAGAAAUGUAUCGUGCAUGCUUCCUCAGUGCGCAAGUGAAAGAACUACAAAAAUUUGUUCCGGAGCUGUCCGUUCAUGAUAUUCUUAGGUACGUUCCAUGUAUUGGUGAUAUAGUGUGUGUGUGUGUGUGAAUCUGCUGCUGCUGCCUAACCUUGACCUUUUUAGCCAAGAACUUUGGCUAAAAUUGGCCUAUUCAAAAUAAUAUGUGGUGCUCUCAAUGACUACUCAUUUUAUAGUCUUAAAUUACACCGCUGGGGUGUUUGUGGAGCUAGAUGAUAGAACAGCCCAAUAGAGCUGAUUUCUAUGGCGCACUCAUUCUAGACUUUAUAGUCUUUUAUAUAACUUUUUUAUAUUCUAACUGCUACACUCCUAAUCGGUCUUUAAGACCAAUUAGGGAACCCCUGCUUAUUACUAUGGCCCUAUAUUGUAAUCCUGUAAACCUGUAUUUCUGAUGCUAUAGUGUUUAAUCCACCAUCUAGGUGGCUUGUGCCUCUUACAAAAGGUGAAAACACCCCUUACUUCCACCGUCGUACGAGUCUGCCGAUAUUAGCCCCGCCCCUGAUCCGCAUCUUUAUGAGGAAAAUUCAGCGUUUCCAUGCAGAGCGUGGAGACGCUGAACGGCAGUGCUGCCUGCUGUGCAGAACUGCCCCAGGAAGCACCUCAAGUGGCCAUCUGAGGAGUGGCCAUUUGGAGGUGUCCCUAGGGGGCAAUGUAAACAUUGCAUUUUCUCUUUAAAAAAAAAAAAAAAAGCAAUGUUUGCAUGAAAAUGCCGGAAGGGAAUGAUUAUACUCACCAGAACAACUACAUUAAUCUGUAGUUGUUCUGGUGACUAUAGUGACCCUUUAAUGAUCAGAGGGUUGGAAACCUCCUUGACCAGUAUUAUUUCCCCAUCCUAUAUUCAACCAGUAUUAGUCCAGUAAAUUAACCACAUCAUCACUGCAAUUGACACAAUGGGAGAAAAAAAAAGGUAGGGCCGAAUAGUUGACAAUCCUUGUGUUAAGAAUUUCUCCAAAUUCUGUGGACUUCUUCUGGUUCAUGUGCUGGGAGAAGAGGUUUCUAGGCCCCCACUGGUUUAAAUUGGGGAUCUGUUCAGUAAACCUUCUGUGUCUUCUGUAAAGGCAACUCUUCAUGUAGAAUUAGAUGAUGAUAAAUCAUAAUACCGGUGUUAUAACUUAGGACUGCCAACUGCAUGAGGUUCAGUAUGUAUUUCCUUUAUGUCCAUUUCAUAAAAUCUUUUAAUCUGUAGUUAACCAGAAUUACACUAGAGGGCACCUCUUACUCCAAACCAUAAUGGAAAAAGAGGAUUUCUUUAGUGUCAAUGAACGGUCUCCCGAAAUAUGUAGCACGAAAGCUUUUAGUGAUCACAUGUAAGAUUUGUAGAUGACGAAAACAAUUUCAAACCCUAAAAUAAAUACCUGUGUGCUUGUUUCAGACCCAGAAGGUGUGCUAGAGAGAAGCCUUACUAAAUGCACUCAGAGGGCAUGGGUUAUAAAAUAUAUACAUAUUGUUCACUGAAUAGAAAGCGUCCUGAGCAGCUACCACAGCUAAGGAAUGUGAGGUUUUUUUCACUACACGUUGAAUUGUAUUGAACUAAAAACAGAAUUGCAAAUGCUUACAUCGAUUUAUUAUUCUAAAGAAACUAUUAUACCCUGGAUUUUGCAAUCUGGUUCUAAUUAACUGCAGUUCACUAUUUAUUUAUUUUUAAUACACCCUGUAGUACAUUAGAAAAUCUUUAAAUAUGCCACUAUUGCAGGUACGCAAGUUUAAAUCUGUACAAUGUGUAUAAAAAGGGGCAUUAAUUCUCGGGAUGAAUAUGUAAUUUGGCUCUUUAUAAAUAACUGUUGAGACCACAUGUUAAAUAUGCUGGGCAAUAUUGGGCACCUGUUCUGAAGAAGGAUAUUAUGGCACUAGAAAUUAAAAGGAAUACAUUUUAGUUAUGAAAAAAGGUUUAAAAAUGUUAAUCUCUUUAGUUUAGAAAAACAGUGCCUCAGAGGGGAUAUGAUCGCAUCAUACAAAUAUAUAUUCAGGGCCAAUACUAACCAUUGUCUGGAAAUGUAUUCAUAAACAGGACUAUAUGUAUAAAACGAGGUCAUGCGUUUAGACUGGAAGAAAGGAGAUUUGGUCUAAGACAAAGGAAAGGGUUUUGAACAAUAAGGAUGUGGAAUUCUCUGCCUGAAGAGGUGGUUUUAUCCAUCUGUACAGCUGUUUAACCAGAAAUUGGAUAAAUACUUGCAAAAAAAAUAAAAUUCAGGGAUACAAUUUUUUUUUUUUUAAUAUAAUUUUAAAUUUAUAUCUGAUCGCCACUCUGGGAUCAAGAAGGAAAUUUGCCCUAGUUUGUUGCAAAAUUGAAAUGCUCUUCAAACUGAGUUUUUUUGCCUUCUUUUGGAUCAAUCACAAAAACAGAUGAGAAAAAAGCUGCCUCUUCUCAGCCUAUGGACGCAUGUCUCUUUUCAACUAUGUAUAGUAUAAAUGAUCUUUUUAAAAAGUGCACUUUUUUUUUUAAGCACUGUUAAAAGUAACCAAGAGAGUAAAGAAAAGGGAGGCAUUGGGGAGGACCGAGACCUGCAUGGCUGAAAUUUAUGUUCUAUCUUACAGGGGCCCCUCUGGAGUAAGAGCACAGGCUCUGGAUAAGGAUGGUAAUCUUGUGGAUGACUUUGUAUUUGAUGGAGGUUCGGGUGAAAUUGCUAAUCGUAUAUUACAUGUGAGAAAUGCCCCUUCUCCAGCUGCCACUUCCUCGCUUGCUAUAGCAGAGGUGAUUAGUGCCGAAGUUGAGGAACGGUUUGGAUUCUGAACAUUUUUUGUAAUACACUACCUCCACUGGUAUACAAGCAUACCUUCCAUGAACCUCAAUCUGCCUGUAUUGUGGCUGGGAUUUUACACUAAAAGCUGCAGAGUGCUGUGAAAAUAUGUUGCCCUGAGCCUGAGAAGACCCCCAUAUCUGCAGGAAACAGAUUUUGAUCACUUGUAGGGCCAUGGGGUUGUGAGGAAUAAUUAUUUGUAUUUGCACUUUUCAUUGUAUCUUGGAAUAUUACAAAAUCCUUUAAUACAAAAUCGCGAAUAUUUAAAAAAAAAAAAUAGCUUUACAUAGGCAACAUUUCUGUGUAAUUUUUAUGUGUUUGUUUAUGGUGCCUGGGCAAGACUGUGUUUGUUUGUAGACACCUCCUAAUGUGGCUUGUCAUGCUGGGAAUUGUCAUCGUUACUGGACAGGGAAGAUGCAGGUCUCUGCAAGACCUAGUGACAGAUUGCUUUAGGGCUUCUAUAUAGCAUCUUGGCUGAUGGCAAAGGAGCAAGUGAUAUUGCACAGCCUUCCAGCACUCUAACAAAAUGUUGCACUUGUGACAAAUUGGAGCCCUGCAGCUGUCCCUGCUGCCACAUAACACAGAGACAGCCUGCCUCCACAAGACAUUGCGUUCAGAAUGCUGCAGAGUUUAAGCUAUCUUAUCUCCUGCAGAGGUGAGCAAUUUUAGGAGGAAAUAUGGAAUUAACUCAAAUUUAAGCAUUUGUCUUUUUUUUAUUAUUUUUUUUUUUAUUUGAAUGUAUGUUUGUGAUUGGCUUAUUAUGCAAAUAUGUUUCUGUGUGAGUGGCUAGAUUAGCAUGGAUAAUUACUGACUGAUCACUAUUAAGCACAUUCACAAGUAUACUUUUAUACGUGUUUGAAUAUGAAAGACUGCCCAUCUAAUACGGAGCAUCUGAUUAGGUGUGUAUUGGAGUAUGUUAGGCGGGUAUGUGAUCAGCUGAUGUGUUAUGAUGACUAUGGCUCAUUAGUUAGCAAGAGAGUGGCCUAAGGUAUGUCAGUCUAGCUUGGGGGGGGGGUGUGUGUGUGUGUGUGUGUGUGUAUAUAUAUGUAUGUAUGUAUGUAUAUAUUAUCUCUGCUCAUGAAGCCUCUGCAUCUUAUGUGGCCUAUCUACUCUCCCUCCCUUUUGGCCUUUGUCCCCUUUCCCUUUCUAACAGCAUCCUUCACCUUUACAUUUUUUUUUUCCCUUCUUCAAAUUAUAGUAAACAUGUUUGCCACCCUAGAUCAUGCAGUACCCAUUAUCACCUUUCAGCGCAGAAAGCAAUGAAACAGGGCACUAAUAAUAGAAAUCAAUUCAAAGCAACCACAUAUUGGUGUUUAUCUCUCCAAAAGCAGUUACACACAGUGCAAACAAAGACAAAAUAAACAUGGAGAUGUUGGGAAAAUUUGAUAUACCUGGAAGCUGGAAUAUGAAGUGUUGGUUUGCGUUGAAGACUUGAUGGGAAGAUUAAUUUAAUAGUCAGACACUAUAUGGCCAUGGUUGAACCAUCUGAAGAAGCCAUAGUACAGAUUAUUGGCAUAGCGACCGCAUUCAAAUCCUUGCCUUCCCAUGAGGUCUCCCAAGAGCCGGACAUACACAUUGAAUUAUUGAAGCGACAAGAACGAGCUUUGUUGUACCUCUAAAGGUGGAGACAAAUGGCAGAAAUGAUCCAUCAGCAUUACCGGGUAAGACCUCCUAGAUCUGCCUCAUAUUUUAGUUGGAUGGUUACUGUACCAAGAUUAAUGGAUUAAACAGAGACUCCCAUCUGUCAUUCAGGAUGUAUCUCAACAUAAUUUGAAGAAGAGGGGGGAAAAAAAAAAUAGAUCUCCCAAUGCUGCCGUAUUGAAUUGGGUUACACAAAUAAUUGCUAACUUAAGCUGCCACAAAAGUAUAUAUUUUUAAUUCUAACAUUUUACACUCGAAGCUAGCUUGUAGCUGUCAUACUGCUGCUAAUAACAUUUUAGUUUUUUUUUUGUGUUAAAUGUAUCCCAUGGGGCAGCUAAUAACGUGUAGGAGGCAACUAGCAUUGAGUUGAUGGUAAGGGACAUUGGAGGCUUCAGCCUCAAACCAUUCUUCUGAAAAUUUAAAAUAGCAGGUGGUGUUUUGGAAUGUUUGUUUGCAUAGUUGUGCAAGAGCAAGGCAGGAAUUGUGUAGGGCCUUUACUAGCCUGUCGCUGUGUGGAUUUGUACAUUGACAGCUGGCCUGUACUCUCAAUGCUCUCUAAGAUAUUUCUGUCGGGAAAAUAUGGCCAACCAUGCUGCCAGAUUACAAUGGGUAUGCAUGAUGUCCCAAGAGAUAUUUUUUUUUUUUUUUUUUUUUUUUACCAGUGACAACAGGGUGAAAUUACUGUAAUUGGGACAUUAACAGCACACUGUAUGUCAAUGGUAGUAAUGGUGUGACUGGGAAAGAAAGCUUCUGUCUCUUAAACCUGCUCAGAUCUCUACAUAUUAUGCAGGUGAUACUAUUGUAGUUUGCAGGGAUUUUCAAUGGCAGCAGCCUUCAUUGGAGUUUAAUGUGCAAAAUAAAAAAAAAUGUACUCCUACUCAUCUCUGUGGCCUUUCUCACCUCCUCCUGGACACUACCAUUGUGAACUGAAGAGCUUGAAUAAAGUACUCGUUUCAUAUUUCUAUGCUCUGAGUUUUCUAAUAAAAAUAAAUAAUAAAAAAAUGUCAU
Pelobates cultripes (western spadefoot toad) is the source of this 39065-nucleotide messenger RNA. Lineage: Eukaryota; Metazoa; Chordata; Amphibia; Anura; Pelobatidae. The record is from the annotation of a GenBank genome assembly.